UGCGCGGAAUAACCAGAGCGAUCGCGGCGCGUCGUGGAAGAUAUCGCGCUUCUGCAGCGGCGUUUGGACCCCGGGCCGAGAACAAAGGCGGAAUCAUGGCAGACGACGAGACGCUGCGCUCGCUGAUGUUCACGCUCAGUUACGUGCUGAUGAAGCGACGGCGUGACGUCACCAGCGCAGACGCGCAGCGCAGACGCGAGGUUCAGCGUCGCGUCGCGCACAGACAGUAUUUCCAGCAGAGACACAAGAGGAUGAUCAUGAUGAUGAUCGCUCAGGCGUCUCGUCCAAUCGGUGGCCCGCCGGCACGCCCCACGCGGGUCUGGAGCAGCAUCGAGAGCACCGAUUGGUGGGAGCGCGUGGUCAUGAGGGAGUUCCAGCCCUCCGAUUGGCUGGAGAAGUUCCGCAUGACCAAAGAGACUUUCUUCCUGCUGUGUGGGAAGCUGAAGCCGCGUCUGAGCCGUCAGGACACUCGUCUGCGUCCGGCGCUGCCGCUGGAGAAGCGUGUGGCCGUGGCUCUGUGGCGGCUGGCCUCUAAUGUAGAGUACCGCACCAUCAGCGCUCUGUUCGGCGUGGGCCGCUCCACCGUCUGUAAGUGUGUUCGAGACGUGUGUCACGCCAUCGUGCUGCUGCUGCGGCCGCUGUACCUGCGCUCCCCGAGCGAGCAGGAGCUGGAGGACGCGGCGCGACUCUUCGCCUCGCGCUGGGGCUUCCCUCACUGCGUGGGAGCGGUGGCCAGCCUGCACGUGCCCAUCAUCGCCCCGUCCAGCAACACUCACAGCUACUGGAACAGCCGCGGCUGGCUGUCGGUGGUCACGCAGGGUGCGGUGAACGGGCUCGGGCAGUUCUGGGACGUGUGCGCUGGGUUCCCGGGCAGCACCGAGCACGCCGAGCUGCUGCAGAACUCCACGCUCUGGGCCCGCGGCUGCGAGGGCUUUCUGCUGCAGGGCGAGCCGGAGCGCCGCUUCAUGGGCCGGCCGCUGGGCUUCCUGAUGCUGGGCGACGCCGGAUACCCGCUGAAGAGCUGGCUGCUGAAGAGCUUCCCGGAGUCCGGCGCGCUGUCGGAGGCUCAGCGAGCGUUUAACCGGCGGCUGGAGCGCGCGCGCGGCGUGGUGGACGAGGCGUUCCUGCGGCUCCGAGCGCGCUGGCAGUGUCUGCUGAAGAGGAACGACUGCCGCAUGGACGUGGUGCCCACCAUGAUCCUGGCCUGCUGCGUGCUGCACAACGUCUGCGAGGUGCACGGGGACGAGUUCGACGAGCGCUGGGAGGAGGCGGUGAGGCACGAGGAGAGUCCGCAGCCCGCAGACGAGGUGUCGCCCGCCGCUGACGACCGCCACGGAGAGGAAGUGCGAGCGCUGUUCUGCGAGUACUUCCUGCAGCAGGAGAACCAGCAGAGGACGCUGGGAUGCUGAGACCGGACCAGACGGUCAGUCGAGGGGAACGCUGCACAAAACGAUCUGCUCACUUAGUAUUGUGUCUUGUUUUCUGGCAUAAAUAUCUAAACAUUCUUAAAUCAACAUUAGGGUUGGGUAUCGUUUGAAAUCCCACGUCGAUACCCAGUUUCAAUUCCAAUGUGGUAAAAAAAACAUUUAGAUAUCAAACAUAUUUAUUCUGUGUCUCUUUUUGCAAAACAUUUAGUUGCAGCUGAAUACCGUGAAUACAAAUCAGCCGGCUGCAUAUAAACUGGACUCGAUUAAGAGCUGUUCAUAUGCAAAAUAGAGCUUGUUUUUUUGAGAAAACGAGGCUUAAAAUCUUAAGUCAUUUUUCCUGUCAAGUAAAUGCAUCUUGAUUCAAGAAUUUUUAGAUAUACUAGAAAACAAGACAAAAAUACUAAGUUAGAAAAUCAUCUUUUGCAGUGAAGGAAUGUUUGUUGCUGUGUGUUUUUGAGAACUGGAUCUCAGAUCAGAAACAGCAGCUCAUCCGCUGGCUUCAGUCAUUAUUAGAUGCAGAGCAUCACAGCGAGAGAAAGACUCGGAGAGAAGUGUGCUGAUGAAGACGGUCAGUAGUGUGGGUUAGUUACUGCAGUCCAGCUCUCAAACACACGUCAUCCGCUCAUCAGCACAGACUCCAAGACCUGGAUCAAGUGCGUCCCACACAGAGACAGAAACCUGCAACUCGGUCAGGAACCGCUGAGUUAGUUAGUGAUCUUACUAGUUACCGAGCAGACUUCAUCCAUCAGCAGCUGAUUCAAACAUCAUGAAGAGAAGAGAUGCUGAAGAUACGGAUGUGAUCCGCUAGUGUGAAAGACUGUGAACCUCAUUCUACUGUUUUAACUGCUUUAUAUGCUGUAUGCAUGUGUUUUAAUAAUCAUUCACUAACCUUCUUUAAAUCAUUAAAUGUGAACAGUAAUGUCUCUCUUUACGGUCAUUGUUAUGUCCUGUCGUUUGUUUUUUCCUAGUUCUCUGUAUUACUAGUUCUACUUUGUGAUUCAUUCCAGUCGCCUGUGAGCAGCUAGUUAAUUGCUGACACCUGAAGAGAGGGUUAGGGUUAGCCCUGAUCCUGAUCCUGCAGUCGCAAUCACAGUCCCUUCUUUUUCCCCUUUUUGUUUCUUAAUAAACUUCAUUUUUAUUGGUAACCCUGUUUUGUGUGCUUGAUGUUGCUUCCCCAGAGCCAGGGUUAUAACAGUCAUGUUCUGUGUGAUAUUUGUACAGUAACAUGUUUCCUGAUUUUGUCAAUACAAUAAAACUCAAUGGGGUCAAUCAUUCUUCAGAAUAUCUUCAUUCGUCUUCCUCACGUCACACGGGUUCGAGUAAACGAUGACAGAAUGAUCAUUUCUGGAUGAAUGAUAACGCUGCUCAUCAUAACAUGCCAUCUGUCUCUGUGAGGCUUCAGAUUAGGAAUAAGCGGUGAAAUCUGGCACAGGAUUAUACUCAGGAUUAUAUCCCCUGUUGUUUUGAAGUAAUAUAAGGGAAGAUGGGUGUAUUAGGGUCAAGGGUGGUCUUUAGUUCAGGACCUGUAGAUGAGAGUGUGUGGUAAUAUAAUGAUGAUGUGUUGAUGACCGCUGA
Onychostoma macrolepis is the source of this 3002-nucleotide messenger RNA. RefSeq lists its product as uncharacterized. NCBI's taxonomy places the organism in Eukaryota, Metazoa, Chordata, Actinopteri, Cypriniformes, Cyprinidae. Bases 96 to 1409 code for a protein of 437 amino acids. The transcript has 2 exons. The record is from RefSeq and is a predicted model, not a curated record.